Messenger RNA from Tripterygium wilfordii, 696 nucleotides. RefSeq lists its product as uncharacterized. The coding region runs from base 1 to 696 and encodes 231 amino acids. The record is from RefSeq and is a predicted model, not a curated record. NCBI's taxonomy places the organism in Eukaryota, Viridiplantae, Streptophyta, Magnoliopsida, Celastrales, Celastraceae. The transcript is spliced from 2 exons.
AUGGCAGCUAAAAAGACAAAGUUUCUACUCCUUUUCUUCUUGGUUUCAACAAUCCUAUUGACUGCGAAAGCAAGCCAAGAAGAGUCCAGCCGUAACACACAUGAUGGCAGUAGUGAAGUUAAUGUCUCUGGAAUCGUCAGUGCCCUUGAAGAGAAGGGUUAUAAGGCGAUGUCAUCGACUCUGAACAACUCUCUAACUAGCCUAUUAUCAAACCAAAACGCCACCAGUUUUACCAUAUUUUGCCCAACUGACGUUGCCUUCGCCAGUUUGAGAGAAGUGCAGUCUCCAAUGACGUCCCUUGGGUACCACGUUUCACCCUAUUAUCUUCCAAGAGAGGAUCUAGAGUUAAGAACAGAGACUCUUCGAAUGUAUUCAGGAAUCAAUACACUCCUUCCUGGGAAUUCUCUUGUGGUGACUUCUCAAGUACCUCAUCUUCAUUCGGAGUCCGACUUCGAGGCUGAACUCAACCUAGUUAAGAUCGUUGAUUGGAACAUCUACAGUGAUGGACAAGUCAUUGUUCAUGGAAUUCUAGACUUUUUCGAUCCUGCAGCUCAAGCAAUUAUAUUUCCAUUAGGGGUGCACAUGGGUCGGGUUGGGUCGGGUUUAGGAACUUCCUCUCACCUAGCUAUGGCGCGACCACAACUAAGGCGCCUGGACGCCCGGGCGUCAAUCUGGCCCACGGUCAUUCCCUCUUAG